This is a messenger RNA of Pyricularia pennisetigena, 1344 nucleotides long. RefSeq lists its product as uncharacterized. Gene Ontology annotation, biological process: siderophore biosynthetic process. The transcript has 2 exons. The record is from RefSeq and is a predicted model, not a curated record. Bases 1 to 1344 code for a protein of 447 amino acids. Lineage: Eukaryota; Fungi; Ascomycota; Sordariomycetes; Magnaporthales; Pyriculariaceae.
AUGCCUCCACCAACUCUCUCUUCCCUCACUCCCUCGACGACCGUCCUCCGCCUCCCCCAUCCCUACCACACCCCUUACGCCGUCACAAAAUCCAACCGCACCCACGGCGGUGACAAGCUGCCUCUCUACCAACUCGGCAUCGCCAGCACGGCUCCGGCAGGCCUUGCCGCCGAGCGCGCCAGCCAUGCGGUCCUUCACAACGACGCCGUCUUCUUCACCGAGCCGACGGACCUCAAGUCGUCUGACCGCCCACACGAGUCCAACAACACGCCCUGGGGCCGCGCCCGCCGCUCCCCGUCGGUGACGGCCCUCUGGGACGCCAAGACGGCCAGCCUCCCGACGCCGGCCCAGCUCUGGCUGCUCGCGUACCUCGUCUUCACCGUCCGCCCGGGCGAGGAGGCCUUCCGCCUGACGCUGGACGACGGCACCGCGACCGCCGAGGGCCCGCGGGCUCUGGGCUCACGGCUCAAGGACCUGAUGCUGGCCGUCGACCACCCGGCCGACGGAGAGAACGGCGCCUCGUCCCCGACGGAGCUGCUGGUGCUGCGCUCGACGUUUUGGCAGGGCGCAGGCUCGCCCUUUGGCCCGCGGCCCGUCUGGGCGCCCGACGAGGCCGGCACCUCGGCCUACCCGCCGGCGGCGCUCGACGGGACGCUCACGGCCAUCCCGGGCACGGCGCUCUGCUGGCACCCGCGGCGGCCGGCCAAGCCGCGGCCCGGCAGCGUCGUCUACAGCCGCUACGUGCCGCACCUGGCCGAGACCUUCAGCAUGGUGGCGCUGGACUGGACCGACGACGCCCACCUGGGCCUCUUCCACACCUGGCAGAACGACCCCAGGGUCAGCCAGGGCUGGAACGAGACGGGCACGCUGGACCAGCACCGCGAGUACCUGAGGAGGCUGCACGAGGACCCGCAUCAGUUUGCGGUACUGGCGGCGUUUGAGGGGGUGUUUUUUGCCUAUUUUGAGAUUUACUGGGCCAAGGAGGACCGCCUGGGAGCCUACUACCAAUCCGGCGACUACGACCGCGGCCGCCACUCGCUGGUGGGCGACGUCCGAUUCCGCGGCCCGCACCGCGUGUCGGCGUGGUGGUCGAGCCUGAUGCACUUUCUGUACCUGGACGAGCCGCGGACCACGGCCGUGGUGGGCGAGCCCAAGUCUGCCAACAGCACCGUGCUGUCCUACGACUUUAUCCACGGCUUCGGCGUGCAAAAGUUUGUCGACCUGCCGCACAAGCGGAGCGGCCUGAUGCACUGCUCCCGCGAGAGGUUCUUCCAGCUGUGUCCGCUCGCCGAGAACGACAAGGUCGUCGGCGGCACGGGCGUGGGGUUGGUGCCCAAGCUGUAG